AUGCUCGAUCCCAUCAGCGGCUGGGCCAUUGGCAUAACGGCUGUCAUGCUUGCCAUCUACGGCCCUUACACCUACUGGAUCUCCCACGGCCCUACCUGGGACGAGUGGCGCGAGCGUGAGGAGGCCGCCGACAGACGACGCCUCCGCGAGGUCAUCCGUGACGAGAACCGCGCAGCCGACGCGGCCAUGCUUCGUCAACUUACCGAGCGAGCCGCUGAGCUCAAGGCCCGCAAGAGGAUGCAGGUGGAGGAAAAGGCCGGUAGCAAGGAUCAGUCGGAGAAGAAGACUGUCUGA
Molecule: messenger RNA, 294 nt
Organism: Colletotrichum graminicola M1.001
Lineage: Eukaryota; Fungi; Ascomycota; Sordariomycetes; Glomerellales; Glomerellaceae
Exons: 1
Coding region: 1-294 (97 amino acids)
Source: RefSeq, a predicted model, not a curated record